ACGGGACAGCGCUCAGCCGGGCCGGGGAUCAAUAUUAUGUUGGAGUUUAUACGUCCGGGGCAGGAUAGGGAGGGGGAGACGAGAGAGAAGGAGGUGGUGGAGGGUGGAGGAGGUGGAGGAGGGCAAGUCGACGCAGGGGCAGCUCUGAGCGGUGGUGGUGGUGGUGGUGGUGCCGUGGUGGUGGAGUGUCAGCCUGGCUCGCCUCAGUGACGGUCGUGGCGGUGCGGGGGCGGCUGCAGCUUCGACGAGUGACUGUCACACUUCUCCUCCUCCUCCUCCUCCUUCCUUCUCCUUCCUCCUCUCUCUCUCUCCCUCCUCCGCCGGUCAGAGUGGUGCCCCAGGUCAAUUCAGGGCCUGGGUUUGCGGCGGGGCGCGGGGCGGGGCGGGGCGGGGACGGGGCAUCGGUACCCAGCACGCGAGUCCCCAGUGCAUGUGUUUGUGUGUGCCAGGUGGCCCUCGAGCGGCGCCGAGCAACAGGGCGGCGAGUGUGUGGUGCCGGAGUGGCCCUCGGUGCCUCAGCGGGCCACAGCGCGGCACACUGACCCACGACGCCGACAGCUGAUUCAAGGGACCGCCGCCCCCCUUCCCCCUCACCCCGGCAGCCCCCCCACCCCCGGCAGUGAGGGCGGGGAGGCGUGGGUGUCGCGGGGGAGUGCCAAGGGAGGGAGCGGCGCCCCUCCCGGGAGAGGAUCACAGGUGGAUGACACGUGGCCCUCUCCCGCCCUCUCCCGCCCACGCACGCACGCACGCACACACGCAGGCAGCAUCUCCACGUGAUGGCGCAGAAGCGAAGGCGGCGGCGUGUCGGGAAGUGAUGAUGAAAAACAACACCAGAUCAUCUCUCAGCUUGUUGUGCACCCUCCCCCACCCUCCCCCGCUCUCCCUGACGCUGUAAGGGCGUUAUAUUGACUGUGGGCGGCGUGGGCGUGGGCGGAGCGGCACCAUGAGUCGGCGGCGGCACAGAACUCUCAGCUUCUCGAUGCCUCACACGCAGAUUGAACGCCAGAUCGACACCUUCCUGGAGACGUUUAAAAGGCGCAGUGCCGCGGCCAUGGAGCGUGCACAGAGCCUCCAGGGGGGUGCAGGGGGGCUCCUCUCCCCUUACAUAUACGACACACCCACCCCGGACGGCUCCCCGGUCCCCAGAAUGCCCCGGUCGCCCCGUCUCGGCCCCAAAGUCAAGUUUCACAUCCCGGGCAAACGAUCUCGCUGGGCCAUGGGCUGCGGCCGGCCUGGCAUGGGUAUGGGCGUCCCUCGCAGUCGCUCCGGCGUGAGCAUGGCGUCCUCCGAGACAGACUCAGGCAGUGACUCCAUGGAGGGCGUGACGCGCUCCCUCCCUCACUCGCUGCACACCUGGGCCUCCACCGACAGCAUUCCAGGUAAGUCUCCCAUGUUUUUCCUUCUUGGCCUCGUUUUCGUUCGUGCACCGCCCUGGUGGUCGGGGCCGGUGCUGCUGGUGAGUGGCCGGGCCAGGCACAUCGCCUCUGCAGUCCCUGCCGCCCCUGCCGCCCCCCUCCUCAGCCUGGCCGGCGUGUUGGCGCGCGAGGUGACCCGGGCACCGCUGGCGGGGGCGGCGGCCGGCGGUGCGUGA
Molecule: messenger RNA, 1591 nt
Organism: Eriocheir sinensis (Chinese mitten crab)
Lineage: Eukaryota; Metazoa; Arthropoda; Malacostraca; Decapoda; Varunidae
Exons: 3
Coding region: 944-1591 (215 amino acids)
Source: RefSeq, a predicted model, not a curated record